This is a messenger RNA of Danio aesculapii, 2976 nucleotides long. It is a transcript of the gene ubtfl, whose product is annotated as upstream binding transcription factor, like. NCBI's taxonomy places the organism in Eukaryota, Metazoa, Chordata, Actinopteri, Cypriniformes, Danionidae. The record is from RefSeq and is a predicted model, not a curated record. The transcript has 20 exons. Bases 215 to 2380 code for a protein of 721 amino acids.
UGGGCGGAGUUUCAUACCGAACCAGACGCUCCUUUUGUCGGAUUCGUUUCGACCUGACUCCCCGGGGUUUACGGCUAAAAAACAGGCACUUAAACACAGUAAAACCGUUUAACACGAAUAAAUCGCUAAUCCGCGAGCGCGUCCGUAACAGAAUAUUGAAAAAGCCACUUGGCCAGUGAAGUGUCAAGGUGGAGCUUUGGUGAACUCUGUCAUCAUGAAUGGCAGCACCAGUGUGUCUGGCAGCCAGACUGGACGUAUCAAAAUUGAGUCAGUUGCAGAUACAUGGAGCAAAGAGGACUGUCUGAUGCUGCUGGAGAGGAUACGCAGUCUGCUACCUGAUGGAGACACAAUGAAGUAUAAAACCACAGAGUCCCAUUUUGACUGGGAGAAAGUGGGCUUUGGGGUCUUCUCUGGAGACAUGUGUAAGCAGAAAUGGCAGAAAGUUGCCACAGAGGUGCGUAAAUACAGAACGAUGACAGAGCUCAUUGUUGAUGCUAUUGAAUAUGUGAAGAAUCCUUACAAGGGGAAAAAACUGAAGACACAUCCAGACUUUCCGAAGAAACCUCUCACUCCCUACUUUCGCUUCUUUAUGGAGAAGCGUGCCAAGUAUGCAAAAAUCCACCCUGAGAUGAGCAAUUUGGAUCUCACCAAGAUUCUGUCCAAAAAAUACAAAGAGCUUCCUGAAAAGAAAAAGCUCAAGUACAUUCAAGAGUUCCAGAGAGAGAAAGAGUCUUUUGAGAAGAACAUGGCACGAUUCAAGGAGGACCACCCAGAUUUAAUAGAGGAGAGGAAGAAGUCAGACCUCCCAGAGAAGCCCAAGACCCCUCAGCAGCUGUGGUACAACCAUGAGAAGAAGACCUACAUGAAAAUCCACCCCGAGGUGAGCCAGAAGGAGCUGAAGGAAGCGUUACGCAGACAAUGGUCUCAGUUAUCAGACAAAAAGAGGCUGAAAUGGAUCAGCAAAGCUCUGGAGCUGCAGAAACAUUAUGAGGACACCAUGAGAGCGUACAUUGAAGCUCAUCCAGAUGCAAAUUCAGAAGAACACGUCAAAUCGGUCCUGACCAAGGCUGAACGGCAGCUCAAAGACAAGUUUGAUGGCCGGCCAACUAAACCACCACCAAAUGGCUAUUCUCUAUACUGUGCUGAACUAAUGGUAAACAUGAAGGACGUGCCAAGUACGGAGCGGAUGGUGCUGUGCAGCAAACAGUGGAAGAUGAUGACCCAGAAAGAGAAAGACAUGUUCCAGAAACGAUGCGAACAGAAAAAGAAACAGUACGAGAUUGACCUUCAGAGGUUCCUUGAAAGUCUCCCAGAUGAGGAGAGAGAGCGAGUGAUGGGAGAGGAGAAGCUGGGCGGCUCCAGGCUGAGCUUAGGGGGUGCAGGAAGCCCCCUGAGGGCCAAAUCCCCAUCUGCGAAGGUGGGCAUCUGCAAGGAGCGGGUUCGUGACCCUGAGCUGGAUCAGUGGGUGCAUGGACUUUCAAAAGAGAAGCGAGACAGUAAGAAGAAAACCCGGCUUCCUGAAACGCCUAAGACUCCAGAAGAGAUGUGGCAGCAGAGUGUUAUAGGAGACUAUCUGGCUAAAUACAGAAGCGACCGGAAGAAAGCGCAGAAUGCAAUGGACGCCGCUUGGAAGGCCAUGGAAAAGAAGGAGAAGAUUCCGUGGAUCAAGAAAGCUGCAGAGGACCAGAAGCGAUACGAGGUUCAGUACCGAACCGUGAGAGAGCUGUUAGAGAUGAGGACAGCUCUGUCAGGACAGGGACAGAGAAAACCCAAAUUCGAUGGCGAGCCUAAAAAGCCCCCUGUGAGCGGUUAUCAAAUGUUCUCUCAGGAACUCUUAACUAACGGUGAGCUAAAUCACUUCAGCCUGAAGGAGCGCAUGGUGGAGAUCGGCAAGCGGUGGCACAAACUUAGCCAAAGCCAGAAAGACAAAUAUAAAAAACAGGUGGAGGAACAACAGCUCGAGUACAAAGCUGAACUUGAAGCUUGGGUGAAGUCACUAUCCCCUCAGGAGCGUGCAGUUUAUAAAGAGUUCUCCUCUACGAAACGGCGAAGCACAACAAAAGCUCGAGGUCCCGGGGCCAAAGUGCGCGUCACCAAGGGGAAGGCGGUAGGUGCCAGAGCCGCAACAGUGGGUCCCGGGGGGGGCAAGCGUUCCAUGGCGUACCGGGCCAAGCAGGACACAUCAGAUUCCGAUGAUGACGAUGAAAAAACAGACACUUCCGAUUCAGAGGAUGAUGAUGAGUCGUCUGGCAGCACGGAUAGUUAUGAAGAUGACGAAGAUGAUGAGAAUGAAGAGGACGAUGAUGAGGAUGAUGAUGACCAAUCAGAUGGCUCCAGCAGCUCCUCAUCAGAAGACAGCAGCGACUCUGAUUCAGACUAAUCCGUCCCAGGCUCUCUCACAAGGGGGCUGUGCCGGACACACCCCUAAUCUAACACCCCUCCCAAAGGCAAAGAGGGUGUCCUGUAGCUGUGAGCUCACAGCAUGCCCACCGUAAUCUGGUUCCCUUUCUUUACAGGGCAAGAAACCACAAGAUAUGGUGGCCAACAGCUCUCCCCGUCAUCAUGUCCAUACGACAGACUUAAAGUCAGUUGGACACAGUGUUGUUUUUUCUUUUCUUUUACAGGAGCUGUGUUACAUGUGUGGUAAUGGCAUCAGUUUUUAUUGCCUUUAUAUAGGUGUGUUAUUAAAAAUCUGUGUUGGCUGUUUUGUUUUGUUCUUUUUGUUUUAACUUGGAAAUAAUUUUCGGAUUGAGCCGGUUGAGCUUUUGUACGUUUGGAAAGCAUCAGGGUUGCUCAGAGGUGGACGUUCGGGAUGAGAGACUUUGCAAUGGAGAUGAAAUCCCACUGUUCUCCUGUUUAUAUUUGUUCGCCUCGGAGAGUUGCUGGGGCUGUGAGGGCUAUACCAGCUGCUCAAGAAUUGUUUGGAUCAUUCUGUUGCAGAUUCUGCGUAAUAAAUGCACUUUUUUCCUCCUUGUA